Messenger RNA from Anoplopoma fimbria (sablefish), 2159 nucleotides. Its product is annotated as MOB-like protein phocein. The transcript is spliced from 9 exons. The record is from RefSeq and is a predicted model, not a curated record. Bases 116 to 895 code for a protein of 259 amino acids. Gene Ontology annotation, molecular function: metal ion binding; protein-folding chaperone binding; ATP binding. Gene Ontology annotation, cellular component: cytoplasm; mitochondrial matrix. Lineage: Eukaryota; Metazoa; Chordata; Actinopteri; Perciformes; Anoplopomatidae.
UACUGCGCAUGCGCAGAACUUUUCACGUGGAGAGAUAAUUUUCCUCAGUGUGUCACAUCAAGAACCGGGUUGCAGCAGCUCCACGUCGACUCUCUGACUCCUAACACAACCAGACAUGGCCUUCAGGAAAUUCCUCCCCUUGUUCGACCGGGUGCUGGUGGAGCGCUUUACCGCAGAGACAGUAUCGAAGGGGGGCAUCAUGCUGCCUGAGAAGUCCCAAGGCAAAGUGCUGCAGGCCACAGUGGUGGCAGUAGGACCCGGCAAUGUCAACCCGGAUUUCUACAACUGGCAGGAUGAGUCAUUUGAGGAGAUGGACAGCACCCUGGCUGUACAACAGUACAUUCAGCAGAACAUUAGAUCAGAUUGCUCCAAUAUCGACAAAAUCCUGGAGCCUCCGGAGGGUCAGGAUGAAGGCGUGUGGAAGUAUGAACACCUCAGGCAGUUCUGCCUGGAGCUCAAUGGACUAGCUGUAAAACUUCAGAGUGAGUGCCAUCCAGACACCUGCACUCAGAUGACAGCCACAGAGCAGUGGAUCUUUUUAUGUGCUGCCCACAAGACACCCAAAGAGUGCCCUGCCAUUGAUUACACCAGGCACACGCUGGACGGAGCUGCCUGUCUUCUCAAUAGCAACAAAUACUUCCCCAGCAGGGUGAGCAUCAAGGAGUCAUCAGUGGCCAAGCUGGGCUCCGUCUGUCGUCGCAUCUAUAGGAUAUUCUCUCAUGCCUACUUCCAUCACCGCCAGAUAUUUGACAAGUAUGAGAAUGAAACGUUCCUGUGUCACCGGUUCACACGCUUCGUAAUGAAAUACAACCUGAUGUCCAAGGACAACCUGAUCGUGCCCAUUCUGGAGGAGGAAGUGCAGAACACCUCAUCAGCCGGGGAGAGCGAGGCCUAAAGAUACGAGCUGCUGCUGCUGCUGCUGCCGCUGCUGCCACAAAGGGAGACACAUGUAAAACACACACACACACACUUUGACACAUGACAGAGGAGACACAUUCACACACACCUUUCAUAUACAGCACACACACAAAUCUAUAUAUAUAUAUAUAAAUAUAUAUAUAUAUAUAUAUAUAUACACACUACAGUGUAUUGAGGCUCGUGUCUAGUAACACUGUCCAUGUCCCUCCACCCUUUGUCACCUGUGUCUAUCUCAAAGGAAGUUAAGGGGUAAAGAAUAGCGGGAGCAGAGUUCAGCCAUGCCUGCAGGACAAGAUGUUUGUUUUUUUUUCUAUCCUAUUUACACUCUGUUUUAUUCAGAUGCACACUGUGUCUCUGGAUGCAGCCCCUGCUCUCACACUACUCCUGUAAGGGAGACCCCUUUCUUUCCCCCUUAUUUUUUAAAAAUCUUUUUAGCAGCUGGAUUUGCAAAAAUGUAAUCAUGGUGACCUGUAUUGUUGACAAAGGCACACAUUGACAGCGUCCUCCCCCCCCUCUCCCUCUUCUCCCCUCUGUACAUAUACCCCCCUCACCCCCACCCCCACCUCUCUUAAUUCACCAUCAUGUUUUCUGAUGGUGCUUCACUUCUUUUGUGUCUGCUUCUGUUCUCUCUAUUUGCUCUUGUUGCCUACCAGCCUCUUUUUUUUUUUUUUUUUUUUUUCUCUCGGGGGGGUUGUUCCAUGAAAUGGAUCACUAAAAAUUAGCCUGCUGACUUUAAUAACGCUGUUUAAACACAAAUGUAGGUGUGUGUGUGGCUUGUGUGGUAGUGAACAAAGACAAACGUAAGCUCUAGCUUUGUAAGUGUACUAGCAGUCAGAUACUCUUCUGCCUCUGAAAUGGUGUUUCAGAGUAUUUUAGGAAGGCUUGUCGGCUAACUCUGAUCCUGCGUUGUGGCAUGCCCCCGUUUUUAAUACUGUGUACAAUGGACCUGACAUUCCCACCUCCUCCUUGACUUUAUAGAAACCAUGACUUUAUGGGACUGUGCUGCUGUAAGCCAGUUUUUAAAAACACAUUUUGACGAGUAAAUACAAGGGAAGGAUGAAAUGUCGGCUACAUUUACGUUAUUGGAGCACAACCUUUCUUUUACCCUCUCCCCUCAUUAAGUUAUUUUGUGGGAGGAGUCUUGUCAAUCCAAACCCACUUCUUUUUUUUAAAUGGACUAAAAAAUUUUGUUACUGUUGACAUUUUCAUGAUGUCUGUUAAUAAAAAAGACCUAUUAUACA